Molecule: messenger RNA, 999 nt
Organism: Physella acuta
Lineage: Eukaryota; Metazoa; Mollusca; Gastropoda; Physidae
Product: protein SON-like
Source: RefSeq, a predicted model, not a curated record
AUGACCACGCCUACUAAUGUUAGCCAACUGAUUACCACGCCUACUCCUGACAUUCAGUUAAUGGUCACGUUUUCUUCUGAAAUUCACCUGAUGACCACGCCUACUCCAGACAGUCAGUUGUUGACCACGCCUACUCCAGUCAAUCAGCUGUUGACCACACCUACUCUAGUCAGUCAGUUGUUGACCACGUCUACUCUAGACAGUCAGCUGUUGACCACGCCUACUCUAGACAGUCAGCUGUUGACCACGCCUACUCCAGUCAGUCACCUGAAGACCACAUCUACUCCAGUCAGUCAGCUGUUGACCACGCCUACUCCAGACAGUCAGCUGUUGACCACGCCUACUCUAGUCAGUCACCUGUUGACCACGCCUACUCCAGACAGUCAGCUGUUGACCACGCCUACUCCAGACAGUCAGCUGUUGACCACGCCUACUCUAGUCAGUCAGCUGUUGACCACGCUUACUCCAGACAGUCAGCUGUUGACCACGCCUACUCCAGAGAGUCAGCGAGUGAACAAAUCUAUUCCUAUCAGUCUUAUAACAACCGCGCCGACUACUGUAAUUGAGAUAAUGGCGACGCCUACCUCUGUCAGUCAAUUUAUAACCACGCCUGCUGUCAGUCACCUGGUGACCACACCUACUACGUCCAACACACAACAUUCUACCCCAGACACAACACUGGUCGACACAGUCAACUCAAUAACAAAACAUUGUCCCUGCUCCUGCUCCACCAAACAGGCAACCAAAAACCUAAAUGUAAAUCAAGACACGAAACAAACUCUCAAACAACAAAUAGAAAAACAUUUAAAAGUUUCCACAUCUGAGCUUACAGCGACCUUACAGAGAAAAAAUUGUUUGGAAAAUGUGACCCCAACUUCUCAAACUCUUGGACAGGUCAUCUGUAUCUCAUGUCUGUGUCUGGUCUUUAGUCUUGUGGUGUUGGCUGAUAUUUAUAGAGUGUUUUCAUUUCUCUAUUCUAUUGCAUACCGUCGUGGUUAA